Messenger RNA from Suillus bovinus, 600 nucleotides. RefSeq lists its product as uncharacterized. Bases 1 to 600 code for a protein of 199 amino acids. NCBI's taxonomy places the organism in Eukaryota, Fungi, Basidiomycota, Agaricomycetes, Boletales, Suillaceae. Gene Ontology annotation, molecular function: carbon-sulfur lyase activity. The transcript is spliced from 4 exons. The record is from RefSeq and is a predicted model, not a curated record.
AUGCCGCUCACAAUUAAUGUUCAUCCAGAAUCACAAACAAAGGCUCAGCCUCAUUCUUGCUUCCAUCGUCCUUCGCCUGAAGGUCAUGUCCAACGAGCUGACCGCUCGCCUGGCAAGUCCAUUCCCGAUACUGGCUGGCGCGGUUCUCCCCCUAUCCCCUCAUCUGAUGGCGGUGAUUCUGAGAAAGAUUGGAUAUCAAAGCCACCAUACAAUUGGUCGCCAGCGCGUAGUGCAGAAGGCGAGGAGCUCUUCAAGACAAAAUACGAAUCACAAUGCCAACAGUUGCACGGUGCCCCCUUCCAAUGGGCGGUCAUCUUUCCAAAGACCAGUGUCCGGAUUCUGGAGAACAACAGCUAUACUCUCCACUGCUUCUCUACGACGAAAGGAGCUAGUCAUCAUGUCCCGUGCAAAGUCUCCUGUGAGAUCUGUCGGGCGCCACUUUUCGACGAGGGGAAGCACACGGUGCUUGCAUACACAAUCCCUUUUGACUUUCAACCUAGUUGCCAUAUUUUCUACGAUCAGCACAUCAUGGAAGUGUGCGAUGGAAUUCCAAAGUGGAGAGGCCAUAAGAAUGAUAGUGAACUCGUGCAGGAGUCUUAG